AUGGUAAUCCAAAAUCAGUCUACGGGGAAAACGGCAGCUGUUUCCGCAGUUCCCAGGACUAAAGUUAAAGUUUCGGGAGGCACUCAAACUUGUUCGAGCGAUCUUCAACAAUCUCACAAAGCAAGUCCGCCCCAAUUUAAAAGUUACUCCUUGACGGGUAACACUGCCAACCAGCUCAGUCAGUCAGUGCGCGAACGCCUGAUGAUGGGUUCACAAAGUCUUCCAAAAGGUGCCGUCACACAUCAAGAAUACGGAUUAGUGAUGAGACAAGCGAGGCCCAAAGUCAGCGACGGGUCUCUUUCAGAUACUCAGGCCAUCGAGAACACCAGUCCUUAUGCUCCUUGGUUACGACACAGCAAUACUUACUCAGUUGCUCCUAGAUUAUCCGAAACUGACAGUAUGGAAUCCCUGACGAGUUUACCAGGUCACAGAAGUAGCUUGACGCACGCAAGAUUGUUGAGGAUUCCCCGUCAAGGUUAA
Diabrotica balteata is the source of this 480-nucleotide messenger RNA. Lineage: Eukaryota; Metazoa; Arthropoda; Insecta; Coleoptera; Chrysomelidae. The record is from the annotation of a GenBank genome assembly.